CUCCCACUUUAUUUCCUCUAUACAACUCUCCUCUUGUCACCCUGAACCUACUUCUGCUCCAAAAGCAAUCAAGGGGCAGUUAAGCGGUAAGCUAGCUAGCUUAGCUAGGCAAUGGAGCAGCAGGGCCAGGCGGACAUGGACCUGCCCCCUGGCUUCCGCUUCCACCCGACCGACGAGGAGCUGAUCACGCACUACCUCGCCAAGAAGGUCGCCGACGGCCGCUUCGCCGCCCUCGCCGUCGGCGAGGCCGACCUGAACAAGUGCGAGCCCUGGGACCUGCCAUCUCUGGCGAGGAUAGGGGAGAAGGAGUGGUACUUCUUCUGUCUCAAGGACAGGAAGUACCCGACGGGGCUGAGGACGAACAGGGCGACGGAGGCAGGGUACUGGAAGGCCACGGGCAAGGACAAGGACAUCUUCAGGGGCAAGGCGCUCGUCGGCAUGAAGAAGACGCUCGUCUUCUACACGGGGCGGGCGCCCAAGGGGGAGAAGUCCGGCUGGGUCAUGCACGAGUACCGCCUCCACGGCAAGCUCCAUCUCGCCGCCGGCGCCCUCGGCCUACCCGGCAAGCCCGCGUCGUCCAAGAACGAGUGGGUGUUGUGCAGGGUGUUCAAGAAGAGCCUCGUGGAGGUAGGCGCGGCAGGAGCAAAGAAAGCCGCCGCGAUGGAGAUGGCGAGGGGUGACUCGACGUCGUCCGUGGCGGACGAGAUCGCCAUGUCUGUCCUCCCUCCGCUCAUGGACAUGUCCGGCGCAGGCGGCGCCGUCGACCCGGCGACGACGGCACACGUGACCUGCUUCUCCAACGCGCUGGAGGGCCAGUUCUUUAACCCGACGGCAGUACACGGGCACGGCGGCGAGGAUCAUCAUCAUCAUCACGGCCUGGCGGCAGCCCCCUCCUCCUCGUUCAUGGCGAACUUCACGCAAUACGGGCAGCUGCACCACGGCGUGAGCCUGGUGCAACUCCUGGAGAGCUGCAACGGGUACGGUGGCCUCGUCGACAUGGCGUCGGCCGGCAGGCAACUCCCGGCGGCGUGCGGGGGCGAGCGGGAGAGGCUGAGCGCGUCGCAGGACACCGGCCUCACCUCCGACAUGAACCCCGAGAUCUCUUCUUCCUCCGGCCAAAAAUUCGACCACGAGGCCGCGCUGUGGAGCUACUAAAGGUUUGAUCAGCGCCGCGUUAAUUGCGGGCGAUUUAGCGGGGUAGCGACUACUGUAAAUAAAACCGUGAGACCGAUCGAGGCAUGCAUCUACCAAGGUUUGCUUCAUGUUUGCUUGUACCUAUUAAUUAGACGUAGAUUAUUUGGUGAUUUGGGAGUUGUAAUUAGCAUUGUUUGUAACUCGUAUCAGAAUUAAUGAUGCAGUACCAUUCGGAGGGUCAGUUAAGCAA
Molecule: messenger RNA, 1384 nt
Organism: Oryza brachyantha (malo sina)
Lineage: Eukaryota; Viridiplantae; Streptophyta; Magnoliopsida; Poales; Poaceae
Product: NAC domain-containing protein 92-like
Exons: 4
Coding region: 112-1155 (347 amino acids)
Biological process (GO): regulation of DNA-templated transcription
Molecular function (GO): DNA binding
Source: RefSeq, a predicted model, not a curated record